Messenger RNA from Passer domesticus (house sparrow), 2718 nucleotides. RefSeq names its product serine rich and transmembrane domain containing 2 (gene SERTM2). The transcript has 2 exons. Gene Ontology annotation, cellular component: intracellular membrane-bounded organelle. Lineage: Eukaryota; Metazoa; Chordata; Aves; Passeriformes; Passeridae. The record is from RefSeq and is a predicted model, not a curated record. The coding region runs from base 1124 to 1399 and encodes 91 amino acids.
CUGAGCUCAGAGCGUCCCUCCCUUCUCUCGGAGCCGGAGCUCGGCUCAUCCCCUCCCGGUGCUGCCGAGGGAGGCAGGCAGGGAGGGAGGGAGGUUCUGCCUCCAUCCAUCCAUCCCUCCAUCCAUCCAUCCAUCCAUCCCACAGAGCUGCUCGGCCAGGGAAGCUCCUCGGCCCUGGCCCUAGCCCUGCAGGGACCCAGCGGUGCCCUCCAUCCAUCAGCGGUGCCCUCCAUCCAUCAGCGGUGCCCUCCAUCCAUCAGCAGUGCCCUCCAUCCUCCAGCACAGCCACGCUGCUCUGGUGGCACCCCAGGUCGGGAGGAAGAGCCAUCCGUGCCUCGGAGACCAAGAGCAGAGGAGCAAAGUGCACUCGGCUGGAAGGGCACUGUCCCGGCUCCAGGGACAGCACAGCAGAGCCUUCUGCACAGAUCCCACCGCCCGGGAGGAGGAGAUGUCCCCGGGGACAUCAGCAGCAAGCUCGUGGUCUGAAGCAGGGACUCUGGUGCCUGGUCCCAGCCCUGCUGCCUGCUCCGAAAGAAAUCUGACUUUUUGAUGGUUCCUAAUGAGAAACUCAGAACUCCACACUCCUUAAGCCCUGAAUUAGGAGAGAAGAGAUCUCCCAGACGUUUGGCAAAGCAGAAAACAACCUUCCCCAGCUCACCCAAGGAUAAACCACCUGCUGUGGGAGAGAGAAGCUGGCAGAAAGCUGAUUGCUCAGUCUGUCUGGAAAAACAACACUUGCAAGGACCAAAGCUGUGCCAACCAUCGCAGCUCAGCUUGAGAGAAGGACCAAAGCUUUUCACCAUCCAAAGGAGGUGACCUACCAAAAGGAGGCCCAAAGUAUUUUUAGGAUGAAAUAAAAGCCAGAAGGAAGUGUAAAGCACAAGUGUGAUGCUCGUUGUCAUUAUGACAGCAAUGUGCAAAAUGGUCUGCACAGGCUUGUCCCUCGCAGUUUGCUCAGUUGUGUGAGCAGCAGCCUUGACACCGAGAGGAUGGAGCAGCUCUUGCUGAAGCCAUCAUGCCAUCUAUGCUGACUUCCUCUCCUGACCUCCUUUGUGAGUCUGGUGAGGAGAGACAGGAGAUCUGAAGGUAAAUACAGAAAAUGGACCAAAGCUGACAGAGAGCAAUGACUGAGAUUUAUUUCAAGUUCCGCGGAAACCUGACUGGCCGUGUCCACCUUCCAACUCUGGCUACUGAAGUAGACACAACAGCAGACAAAUAUUCCGGCCUCUAUGUGUAUGUGGGGCUGUUCCUAACCCUGCUGGCUCUCCUCCUGAUCCUGCUCUUCUCCAUGCUCCUGCGCCUGAAGCACGUUGUGUCUCCCAUCACCUCCCCAGAGAGCACGGAGAACGCGCAGCAGUUCACAGACGUGGAAAUGCACAGCAGGAUCCCCACCACGUAGGGAGCCCACAGCAAAGAGGGCUCCGUGCUUGGCAAAGGUGUUUUGUUCAGCAAAGGUGGUGGAAAGAAGCUCUGGCUGCCUGUUGAGCCCCAAGACUUCUUGCAGAAGCCUCAGCAGCAUCUGGAGAGUGUUGCUGGCUGUUGGCACCACGGGCAGCAUCAGCAGCCUCCAUGAAAUGGACAUCACAGGAACCUGCUGCUGCCAGGGAUGGCUCACACCCCUCUAAAAACUUUGCAAAAAAUGGGAAAAGCCACAUUAAUGACAGCCAAAACCCCAGAGAAACAUAGCAGAAUGUGUCCUGGAGCCUGUGUUUGCUGACCUCUCGCUCUGAAUCAACAAAGUUGAAGUGGUGUAAGUGGGAAGAGCCCAGGGGGCACACACAGAAAUUGUGGGUGGGUUGAAAAUUCUCAGGCAUUUCUCCCAUUCAAGAAGGAAAAAUUAAAUCGUUCUCUUUCACCUGAAUGGCAAUUAAACAAUGGAGCUUCACAAAUAUAGAAAUGUUUCAUCACCUUCUGGAACUAUGUCUUUCUGACAUUAGAAACCAUUUGGUGAAUAGUUGCACACCAGAUAUCAAAAAGAGACAGAUCUUUAAAGAGGAAAGAUAAUAAAGCCAAAAUUUAAUCAAGGUUUAAAAUAAAAAGAAGCAGCGGCAGCAGAAAAUUAGAUUAAAAAACUUAUAAGACACUCUACCUCUUCCUUAGUCCUCCUUUAUAUUAACUGAGCUCAAUACAAACAUUUUAUGCUCCCAUGCUUUUAGGCUCCCCAGUAUCACUCAGUAAUUAAAAUGCAGUGUAAAUUUUGGGAGCCCAGUUGACAUUGCUCUCCUAACAGACUCCAGUUCAUGAUAACAUUUUGUCUCAUAUCCAUAUUGGGUUUUCUUCCUCAAAAGACACGCGAGUUCUUCCAAAGAUUUCUCAUUUGUUUUCCUCCAAAGAAAGCUGAGGAAAUGCCCAGGCCUGGCACUGCAGUAAGGAAUAGUGGGAACAGCUUUGGACACAGACUAAUAGGGAACAUGCAGAUGGAAAAUAAACUCACUGAGCACUGAAAGAUAGGAAUGGAUUCAAAUGUCCUGAUGGAAUCUCUUGGGGGAAAGAAAUGUUUAUUUGAAUUUAUGGAACAACAAUCUGACCCAGUCCUAUGAGUGACGUACAGAGGUAGCCUUUCCUUCUGUGGAUGGAAAAGUUGGAACCAAAUAUGGCAAAGCACUCCUGGGAGAGCCACUGCCUCUCACAGAAAAACUUUCAGUCAAUUGUUUCAGCCACAUCUCUAAAGGGCAGGUAUUUUACACAGCUUAUCCACUUUAUUACAGUCUAACUCUA